GGUCUGAAUCUUCAACGAUUUUGCAAGGAGGACGCAUGUGAGCAGGCUGCGCCGUAUUUUUUAGAGUUCACAGAGCGACUGAGUGCUGGUCAUGGGUCUGACCAAACAGUACUUGCGAUAUGCUGCCAGCGCCGUGUUCGGAGUCAUCGGCAGCCAAAGGGCCAACAUCACGUACGUGACUCUUCGAGGAGGGGAGAAGGGGCGCUACGUGGCCGUGGCUGCGUGUGAACAUGUCUUUAUCUGGGAUGUUCGAAAAGGAGAGAAGGGCAAUGAUUCGGUUCUGGAGUUGUUCACAGUGCUGUCGGAGGCAGAGGUGCAAAGAAAAAUGAGCAGGAAGCUGAAGAAAGCCAAAAAGAAAGCAGCCAAAGCUCAGGGAGAUGCAGGCGAAGAGGCACCAGAGCUAACAGUGAAGAGGACGCUGAAGGACGAGAUCAUCAGACUAACAAACAUCAAGGCUUCUGCCAAAAUCAGGUGGGUGGCCUGUCUGUCAUGUGCAGGUGGAGAGCUGAAGGUGGCGCUGCUACUGCAAAACAACACCAUUGAGACCUACAGCAUGAAGACCACAGACAAGACCCCCACCGCCAAUAAGAUGGCUCGUCUGACGCUUGGCGGCCACCGCACAGAUGUCCGCACGCUGGCCUUCAGCUCAGACAACAUGGCUGUCCUCUCUGCCUCGGGGGACACAGUCAAAGUCUGGAACAGGUCCACCCUGCAGGUGAUCCGCACCAUGGCCUGUGAGUACGCCCUCAGUUCCCUUUUUGUGCCCGGAGACAGACAGAUAAUCCUGGGAACCAAGGGUGGGAAGUUGCAGGUCUUUGACCUAGCCUCAGGGAGCCUUCUGGAGAUUGUAGAAGCCCAUGAUGGAGCCGUGUGGUCCCUGUGCCUGGCCCCCGAUCAGAGAGGGAUCAUCACAGGAAGUGCAGAUAAGACGGUGAAGUUCUGGGACUUUGAGCUAAUAAAGGACAAAGGGACUAAUCAGAAGCGUCUGACGGUGAAGCACACUCGCACUCUGCAGCUGGAGGAGGACGUUCUGUGUGUGAGAUUUUCUCCUGACCACAGACUACUGGCUGUGUCUUUGUUGGACUGCACCGUCAAGAUCUUCUACACAGACACACUCAAGUUUUUUUUGUCUCUGUAUGGACACAAGCUUCCUGUACUUUGCUUGGACAUCUCACAUCGUCAUGUUCCUCCAGUUUGUCCCCAAAACUCAUCUGUUCUUCACCGCUGGGAAGGACCGCAAGAUCAAACAGUGGGAUGCUGAUAAGUUUGAGCACAUCCAGACACUCGAGGGCCACCAUCGGGAGGUCUGGUGUGUGGCCAUCAGUCCAAACGGAGACCACCUCGUGUCAUCUUCUCACGACAAGUCUCUGCGUCUGUGGGAGAGGACGAGGGAGCCCAUCAUCCUGGAGGAGGAACGGGAGAUGGAGAGAGAAGCAGAGUUUGAAGAGAGCAUGGCCAAAGGAGACAUGCCUGUGGUACCAGGAGAGACUGAGGGAGAAGCUGCACCGGCCGGAAAGAAAACAGUGGAGACAGUCAAAGCUGCGGAGCGAAUCAUGGAGGCUCUGGAGCUCUACAGAGAAGAAAGCAGAAAGAUGGAGGAGCACAAAUAUGCCUGUGAGAACGCUGGCAAAGAGUUGCCUCCUCCGAAACCCAACCCGAUCCUCGUGGCCUCUGGGAAUGUUGCUCCCUCCCGCUACGUCUUAGAUGUCAUAAAGAAGGUUCGGUCCAGUGAGCUGGAGGUGUCCCUGCUGGUGCUGCCGUUCCCGUAUGUCCCCGAGCUGCUCAAGCUGUUCAGCAGCUACAUCCAGCAGGACCUGGAGGUGGAGCUCGUCUGCCGCUGCCUCUUUUUCCUGCUCAAGAUCCACUUGGGUCUGGUCACCAGUAACCAGGUGCUGCUGUCCGUCAUCGACGAGCUCAGGGUCAAUACGCUCUCCAGAGUGCGCCAAAUCAGAGACGUGAUGGGCUUCAACAGCGCCGCCCUUCACUUCCUUCAGCGCCGGAUCGAGAGCAAAGAGGACGUGAUGUUCUUCACUGACGCUACGGGCCGGCUCAGCGACAACAAGAGGAAGAGGAGGAAACGGGAGAGAGCACUUCUGACCCUGGCUUGACUCUUCUGAACGUUGAUUUUAUUCCUAAAGAUUAACACACACACUCACACACCCCCGUGUCCCCCCAGCUGUGGUUCAGGCCUGAUGGAACAUGACGCAUUUCAUUUGUUUCCUCCCAGUUCAGCUUUUCUAAAUAAACCUGACAGAGCUGUGC
Molecule: messenger RNA, 2262 nt
Organism: Nematolebias whitei (Rio pearlfish)
Lineage: Eukaryota; Metazoa; Chordata; Actinopteri; Cyprinodontiformes; Rivulidae
Gene: wdr3
Product: WD repeat domain 3
Biological process (GO): maturation of SSU-rRNA
Cellular component (GO): small-subunit processome; Pwp2p-containing subcomplex of 90S preribosome
Molecular function (GO): protein binding; snoRNA binding
Source: RefSeq, a predicted model, not a curated record